Molecule: messenger RNA, 3676 nt
Organism: Myxozyma melibiosi
Lineage: Eukaryota; Fungi; Ascomycota; Lipomycetes; Lipomycetales; Lipomycetaceae
Product: glycine cleavage system P-protein-domain-containing protein
Exons: 3
Coding region: 314-3313 (999 amino acids)
Biological process (GO): glycine decarboxylation via glycine cleavage system
Cellular component (GO): glycine cleavage complex; mitochondrion
Molecular function (GO): glycine binding; glycine dehydrogenase (decarboxylating) activity; pyridoxal phosphate binding
Source: RefSeq, a predicted model, not a curated record
ACCACCCAUCCCUCAAAGCAAAAAAACAGAAAACACCUUCUGCACAAACAACAACAACAACAACAACAACAACAACAACAACAACAACAACAACAACAACUCGGAGAACUGCGAGCCAAUAGAAUUCAGAGCAGCAGCGCAUUCAGAGCCAAAGUGCACAGAGUCCGAGGCCGUGGUCUAAGCGUGCGCCACGCAUCGCCAAAGCUUCGAGUGCGGGUCCCCAGAUUUUUUUGUCUUUUCUCUUUCUCUUCUCUUUCUCUUCCUCUACACUUCCUCUUCUCUCUCUUCACCACCUCACCUCCUCUUCUUUUCCAUGAUCCGUCUCCGUGCUGUCUCAGCGCUCUGCCGGCGCCCUCUUCCUCUCUCCGCCAAACCUCUCCCCUCCUCCCUCGGUCGUCGCGCCUCGAGCAUCUUCGCGCCAACUGACUCAUUCGCAACCCGCCAUGUCGGUCCCCUCGACUCCUCAGACACCGAGCACAUGCUCACCACUCUCGGCUAUCAGUCUAUUGACUCCUUCGUUGCCGACGUGAUCCCCGACAAGAUCCUCACCCGUCGUCCGCUGGCUGUGCAGCCGCUCAACGGGCUCUCCGAAUCAGAACUCACCGCCAGGCUCCGAGAAAUCGCGGCAAAGAAUACCGUUCUACGGUCGUAUAUCGGAGAAGGAUACUAUGGCACAAUCGUACCCCCUGUGAUCCAACGCAACAUCCUCGAGUGUCCCGAAUGGUACACCUCCUACACCCCCUACCAGCCCGAGAUCUCCCAGGGUCGUCUAGAGUCCCUACUCAACUACCAAACCCUCGUAACUGAUCUGACUGGGAUGUCAAUUGCCAACGCCUCCCUACUCGACGAAGGAACUUCGGCUGCUGAAGCCAUGCUCCUGAGCUUCAACGCCGUCCGGGGGAAGAAGAAAACCUACUACGUCGACCCUAGCGUGCACCCCCAGACUCUUGCCUGCAUCAAAUCUCGAGCACUCGUCUUUGGAAUUGAUGUCGUACAGGAAUUGCCCUCUGACGACAAAGAUCUGUUUGGUGCAGUUGCGCAGUACCCUGCCACUGACGGAUCAGUCACCGACUUUUCUGAGCUCGGAGCUCGCGUCCAUGCGGCCGGCGGUCUAUUCUCUGUCGCCUCUGAUCUGUUAGCGUUAACCGUAUUGAAGCCACCCAGUGAAUUCGGAGCAGACAUUGUCUUUGGCUCGUCCCAGCGCUUCGGUGUACCCAUGGGCUACGGUGGUCCGCACGCUGCGUUCUUCGCUGCCGCUGAUUCGCAAAAACGAAAGAUCCCCGGUCGUCUGGUCGGAGUCAGCAAGGAUCGUCUGGGUGACAGCGCCUACAGACUUGCGCUCCAGACUCGCGAGCAGCAUAUCCGCCGGGAAAAAGCUACCAGCAAUAUCUGCACUGCUCAGGCUUUGCUGGCGAAUAUGGCGGCUAUGUACGCGGUCUACCACGGACCUGCGGGUUUGAAGAGGAUUGCGAACCGCGUGUACUCUUUGACUACUGUGCUCGCGGUUGCUCUCAAGCAGCUCGGUUACAAUGUUUUGAACGAUACAUGGUUUGAUACGCUCACCGUCGAGGUCGCUGACGCAGACAAGGUCCUUAGCCAUGCUGUCGCAAAGUACGGGAUCAAUAUUCGCAAGAGUGGUCCCUCGGUUGUGAGCCUGUCAAUCGACGAGACUGUCACCAAAACCGAUCUUUUGGAUCUCGUGUCGGUCUUUGCCACUCUCUCUGAUCAAUCACAUGCUUCGAUCACCGAGGACUCUCUCGACGAUAUCGCUGGCGAGUUGGGCAUCUCUGUAGUCAAGCCUGCUGCUCUUCCUUCACAGUUUAAGCGUUCUGGCAAGAUCCUAAACUACGAGGUAUUUAACAGCUACCACACAGAGACGGAAAUGCUCCGCUAUAUCCACCAUCUGCAGUCUAAGGAUCUCUCGCUAGCCAACAGCAUGAUCCCGCUAGGAAGCUGCACGAUGAAGCUCAACGCUACAACUCAGAUGGCUCCCAUCUCUUGGCCUGAGUUCUCCAGCCUGCAUCCAUUCGUCCCCCGCGAUCAAGCAAAGGGCUACACCGAGCUUAUUUCCGAGCUCGAAGCGGAUCUCGCAGACAUCACGGGCUUUGACGCGACCUCUUUGCAACCAAACUCGGGGGCCCAGGGUGAGUACACCGGCUUGAGAGUCAUCCGGUCCUAUCUCGACGCAACAGGCCAGUCGCAGCGUAAUGUGUGCUUGAUUCCUGUGUCGGCGCAUGGAACCAAUCCGGCGUCUGCGACCAUGGCUGGAAUGAAAGUCGUGGCAAUCAAAUGCACGCCGCAAGGUGAGCUCGAUAUCCCCGAUCUCGAAGCCAAGGCCGAAAAGCACAAAAAUAACCUCGCGGCGCUCAUGAUCACGUACCCGUCCACGUUCGGCGUGUUUGAGCCCCGAGUCAAGGACGCCAUCGACAUCGUGCACGCCCGAGGCGGCCAGGUCUACAUGGACGGCGCGAAUAUGAACGCCCAGAUCGGACUCUGCAGUCCCGGUGACAUCGGGGCCGACGUGUGUCACUUGAAUCUCCACAAGACCUUCUGCAUUCCCCACGGCGGCGGCGGUCCUGGAGUCGGUCCUAUUUGCGUCAAGUCGCAUCUCGCGCCGUUUUUACCAGGACACCCCGUUGUUGCUAUGGCUGGCGAUCAGAGCUCUGCGAUCCAGCCUGUCGCGUCUGCGCCUUGGGGAUCUGCCAGCAUCCUGACGAUCUCCUGGGCGUACAUCAAGAUGAUGGGCGGCAAGGGCAUCACAAAAUCUACGGAGUACGCGCUGCUUAACGCCAACUACAUGGCCGAGAGACUACGCGCUCAUUACCCGAUUCUGUACCAGAACGCCCAGGGACGUUGUGCGCAUGAGUUUAUUGUCGACAUCCGAGUUUUUAAAGAAACCGCCGGGAUCGAAGCCAUCGACGUCGCCAAGCGUUUACAAGACUACGGCUUCCACGCGCCCACCAUGUCAUGGCCCGUCGCCGGAACACUAAUGAUCGAACCCACCGAGUCUGAGAGUCUCGCGGAGCUCGACCGGUUCUGCGAUGCGAUGAUUUCGAUUCGCGAGGAGAUCAGAGAGAUCGAGGAAGGAAGUCAGCCGACGAGUGGGAAUGUUUUGAAAAACUCACCGCAUACGAUCAAGGAUCUGACUUCUGAGAACUGGGAGCGGCCGUACUCGCGAGAAAAGGCUGCGUUCCCGUUGCCUUAUUUGCGGCAGAGGAAGUUUUGGCCUUCGGUGACUCGUCUCGACGACACCUACGGCGACUUGAACCUCUUUUGCACUUGCGAGCCGCCCGCUCUAGAAAGCGACGCUUAAUCCCCAAAAAAAACUUGUCGCUGUCGUCAGCCCAUCGAGACCUGACUAUUUCAACAAUAGCAUAUUCGUCAACACUGCUUGCUGUCAGCCUGCAUUCAGACGUCAGUCAUCUUUUCUUCAUCUGUUUCUGUUUGUUAUGCUUUUCAAGCAUUAUAAAAUUCUGCUAUAAGUUAUUAUAGAUAGCUACAUCUUCUUGUAUGCCUGUUUUCUUAGAUUUAUUUUGUUCGCGAUUUGUUUGAUGUUUGCUUUGUUUAUCCGGAGAUCGGCGUCUAAAGUUCAACCUUUCAUGUGCACUCUUAUAGGUACUUAUUUAUUGUAAUGCAGUGUACACACUGUAAAUAUAUAUUUCAAUCAACACUGUAU